AUGGCGCUCUGGUUGACCUUGGUCAUUGCUCUCACCUGCUGCAGCGGUCUCGCCGCCCCGGGUCCUGUGGCCUCCUUCACAGCCCUCAGGGAGCUCAUUGAGGAGCUGGCCAACAUCACCCAGGCCCCCCUCUGCAACGGCAGCAUGGUGUGGCAGGUCAACCUGACAGCUGGCUCGUACUGCGCCGCCCUGGAGUCGCUGAUGAACGUCUCUGACUGCCGUGCCAUCCAAAAGACCCAGAGGAUCCUGAGCAAAUUCUGCCCCCACAACCCCUCAGCCAUGCAGGACCCCAACCCACCUGCCCGACACACCAAAAUUGAAGUGAUCCAGUUUGCCAAAGACCUGCUCCAACACUUGAGGAAAAUUGUGCGCCACACGAUGUCCAGCUGA
Molecule: messenger RNA, 390 nt
Organism: Pteronotus mesoamericanus
Lineage: Eukaryota; Metazoa; Chordata; Mammalia; Chiroptera; Mormoopidae
Gene: IL13
Product: interleukin 13
Exons: 4
Coding region: 1-390 (129 amino acids)
Biological process (GO): immune response
Cellular component (GO): extracellular region
Molecular function (GO): cytokine receptor binding
Source: RefSeq, a predicted model, not a curated record